Cladocopium goreaui is the source of this 1502-nucleotide messenger RNA. NCBI's taxonomy places the organism in Eukaryota, Dinophyceae, Suessiales, Symbiodiniaceae. The record is from the annotation of a GenBank genome assembly.
GAUGGUAGGUGAUUCCAUGAAUUGGUCAACCAACAACUGGUUGCACCCGGUGAUGUGCGGUCUAGAGCUGCCAAAGCAUGGAUGAAGAGAUUGAAGCUGCCAUCUUGCAAGCUCUCGAAGAUGAAGGUGUGGAGUUGCGAUAUUUGCAGGAGAAUGAUCCAAGAAGGCCUGGCCAGUUGGGCCGUUCCAUGGCCCUGCGGAAGACCACGGGCGACGGUUCCAGCCACAGCAGCAACAUUUGCAGCGCCGUGGUGAAGCGCUACCAAGGGCGGCAGCUAGCCUUGCCUUUCUCGGAGCCUUUGGACUUGGCCCUGGCCGUGCGGCAGCGCCUGCUUCGAGCGCCGCCGCUGGCGGAUGUGCGUGUGGAGCAGGGCGGUGAGCUGCGGCUCUACAGUCAGCCUUAUUGUGAUGCGCAGAAGAGGCAAGGCAAAGUUCUUUGCAAAGGCUGCGGCGUUUUCUAUUUGGAAGGCAACCCCAUGCGAACCCACGUGCAGAAUUCCAAAGACUCGCGGUGCUUCAGUGCUGAGGCGGCCGAGUACUAUCUCCGCAGCUGUCAGGAUGGAGCAGCUUCGUUAGCCGCGGCUACGACGGUGGAGGGAGCGAAGACUCUUGAUCCUGGAUUUCAAGCGGCAAGAGACGGAGACUUGGACCAAAUGUGCCACUUGGUCCGGAACGGCUGGGACGUGUCCCGAGCUGUGGACCGGCACGGCAACACGGUGGUCCAUUGGGCCGCGGGCGGCGGACAUGUGGAGAUCUUGCGUUUCCUCGUCUCCCUUCGCAUGGAUCCCUGCGAGCCAAGCGCCAAGCAUCAGAAUCGCUGUGGCCUGCACUGGGCCGCGCGCAAUGGACAGGUGGAGGCAUGCCGCUUCCUGUUGGAGCAGCGAAGCUUUGUGGAUGUGCAGACGGACGGCGGCGACACCCCGCUGAUGUUGGCUGCGUGGCAGGGCCACAUCGACUGUUGCGCCUUUUUGGGUGAACAGCGGGCAGACCUGCAUCAUCUCAACUCUUGGGGCUGCAAUGCCAUGCACAAGGCAGCACGAAUGGAUGGAAAACACUCCAGCCUAGAGAUGUUGCGAUUUUUGCUGUCUCACAACGUGGCAGCCAGCAGGGCAAACUGCAAUGGUCACAAUGCAUUGCACAAGGCGGCCCAGUUCGGCUCUCAGGAGGCGUGUCAGCUGCUGCUGGAGGCAGGCUGCCGGUGUCGCGAGGCGAUGUGCCAGGAUCGCGAUCGAAACUCACCCAGUAGUUUGGCCUUCGCUGCGGGGCACCAUAGCCUGGCUGGGGAGCUGCGGCACACCGAGGACCUGCUUUGGCUCACUCCGGCCGUCUACCGGGACCCGGGUGACCAUCCGUGAUGCGACCAGCGGGACGACGUGAGAACUUCCGCGUGACUGCCAGGUUUGCGGUAAAAAACGCCAUUUUCCUGAAGUGGGACCACGAUCUUCAACAUGAGACAGUCGCUGACGACCACUGCCCUCAAGUCACUUCAAGAUCUUCAAGUG